AUGAAUAAUGGGUCGUUUAAAGAAACAAGUGUUUGUAGAAAAGAAAAACAAAAAGGAGACAUUCCUGCUCCUCGUUUCGGACACACUGCUACAUAUUUAGGUAAUAACAAAGUUGCUAUAUUUGGUGGGGCUAUUGGGGAUGCAGGAAAAUAUAAUAUAACAGAUGAUAUAUAUUUAUAUGAUUUAACACAAAACAAAUGGAAAAAGUUAAUAACAGAAAAUACACCAUCCGCUAGAGCAGCGCAUGCAGCUGCUUGUGUUGAUGAACAACAAUUAGUGAUAUAUGGAGGAGCUACCGGUGGUGGUUCCUUAUCUUUAGAUGAUUUGUAUAUAUUAGAUUUAAGAAAAGAACAGAAAUAUACAUGGAUGACAGUACCAACAAAAGGUGUAACUCCUGGGAGAAGAUAUGGACAUGUAAUGGUUUAUAGUAAACCAAAUUUAAUAGUGUUUGGAGGAAAUGAUGGACAAAAUACUUUAAAUGAUGUAUGGUAUAUGCAUGUUGAAAUGCCACCUUUUGAAUGGGUACGUGUUAUUAUUCCUAAUACUUGUAAAGUGCCACCACAAAGAGUGUAUCAUUCUGCAGAUAUGUGUAAAGAAGGACCCGCUAGUGGUAUGAUUGUUAUUUUUGGUGGUAGAAGUGCAGAAAAUAAAUCUUUAGAUGAUACCUGGGGAUUAAGACAACAUAGAGAUGGAAGAUGGGAUUGGGUAGAAGCUCCUAUAAAAAAAGGAAGUCCACCAGAAGCUCGUUAUCAACAUACAUGCGUUUUUAUAGGAUCUAAAAUAUUUAUUUUAGGUGGUAGAAAUGAUAAUGGAUGUGCUGUUCCUUUAUCUACAGCUCUUUAUAAUACCGAAACCAUUGAAUGGGUUACAUUACCAUCUAUAUCUAAAUUUAGACACACAUCAUGGGUCUACAAAUAUACCAUAUAUACGUUUGGUGGGUUUAGUCAUCAAACACAACAAUAUCCAACUAAUGAAUUAGAAUGUUUAGAAUGUUUCAAUCUUUUAUCAUCCUUAAAUUCAUUGGAUUCUGAAAAGAAAAAAAGUAUUAAACAAUCAUCUUUAAAACAAAAACAAUUAACUAAUGAAAAUUUGAAACACUCAAGUAGUGACCUUAGAAAUAUAAAUUCUUAUAAUUUAAAUAGUCAAGAUGUUAUUAAUACACAACAACAUAAUAUAUCGAAAGAAAUCUAUGAUUUGAAGAAUAAUGUUAGUAUUGGUAACACAUUAGCGAAUGUGGCGAAUGUAACGAAUGCACCAAAUGUUCCAAAUGCACAUUAUAGAAAUAUGUUUGAUGCUUCAUCUAACUCUUCAGUUUUUAGAUUAUCCAACAGACCAAUGUCGAACAAAAUAAGAUUAUCAGCACAUGCUCAUGCUGUUCAAGAGAAUGGCAGUGACUUUGCUUUUCUUGUUCGUAAAAUUUCUAUAGAUAAAUUAGAAGAAGAAGGUAGAAAAAUCAAUAAUGGUGUAUUAUGUACACCUGUAAAUUAUAUAAGUGAAUUUAAGAAUACAGUUUAUGAUAAAAUUAUUACUACAUUAUUAAAUCCAAAUAUCACACAAUUUGAAAUACAAUACAACCAUAAUUCAGAAUCAAUAUUUAUUAUACCAUGGGCUAAUAUUUCUGUAUUAUGUUCGAUAGUUAUAGAUAUAUUUAAGCAAGAAGACAUGGUAUUAAAACUAAGAGCACCGAUAAAAAUAUAUGGUGAUAUACAUGGUCAAUAUUAUGAUUUAAUGCGUAUGUUCCAAUUAUAUAAAUGUCCAGUAGAAGAAGAUUUAGGUGAAAAGUUAAAUGCAAUUGGAGAUAUUGAUUCAAAUGAUUAUUUAUUUUUAGGAGAUUAUGUCGAUAGAGGUUCUAAUAGUUUGGAAGUUAUUUGUUUACUUUUUGCGUUAAAAUGUAAAUAUCCAAAACAAAUUCAUUUAAUUCGAGGAAAUCAUGAAGAUGUAGCUAUUAAUAGUCUUUAUGGAUUCCAAGAGGAAUGUAAAAGAAGAUUGAAAGAAGAUGUAACAGAUAAGGAUUCUUGUUGGUAUCAAAUAAAUCAAGUUUUUGAAUGGUUACCAAUAGGUGCUAUAAUAGAAGAUAAAAUUUUAUGUGUACAUGGUGGAAUUGGAAAAUCCAUUAAUCAAAUUUCUGAUAUUUCACAAUUAAAAAGACCACUCGUAGUUUCACAAGUUCCUCAAAAUUUAAAUGAACAAAAAGUUACAGAUUUAUUAUGGUCAGAUCCAACUGAUAAUGAUUCUAUAUUAGGAACUAUUCCUAAUGAUAUAAGAGACCCAGAUGGUACAGGUCACAUUGUUAAAUAUGGACCCGAUCGUGUUCAUAAAUUUCUAGAAGAAAAUGAUCUUCAAUUAAUUAUAAGAGCACAUGAAUGUGUUAUGGAUGGUUUUGAACGAUUUGCAGGUGGAAAAUUAAUAACCUUAUUCUCAGCAACAAAUUAUUGUAAUUCACAUAAAAAUGCCGGAGCAUUAUUAUUUAUUAGAAGAGAUCUUACUGUAAUACCAAAACUUAUUUAUCCAGCGAAAGACGAAGUGCGAUUCUUUAAUACAUGGGAUACCAAAAUGACGGAGUUAAGACCACCAACACCACCAAGAAAUCAACCUAAAAUGAGAGAAUUAAAUUUUGGAGCUCCAUGA
This is a messenger RNA of Plasmodium adleri (nom. inval.), 2628 nucleotides long. RefSeq names its product protein phosphatase containing kelch-like domains. The record is from RefSeq and is a predicted model, not a curated record. Lineage: Eukaryota; Apicomplexa; Aconoidasida; Haemosporida; Plasmodiidae. The transcript is spliced from 2 exons. Gene Ontology annotation, molecular function: protein binding; phosphoprotein phosphatase activity. Bases 1 to 2628 code for a protein of 875 amino acids. Gene Ontology annotation, biological process: brassinosteroid mediated signaling pathway.